Molecule: messenger RNA, 1026 nt
Organism: Linum tenue
Lineage: Eukaryota; Viridiplantae; Streptophyta; Magnoliopsida; Malpighiales; Linaceae
Source: the annotation of a GenBank genome assembly
ACUUUUACGUGCUUUUUAGAGAGAGAGAGAGAGAGGCAGAGCAGAGAAGAGAAGAGGAGCGAGAAGGAGAAGAAGAGGAGCGAGGAGGAGGAAGGUCAAAGAGGUUUGAUUAAGUCGUUUAGCGUUGAUUAUCGUCGAGGAAAUAUUUCCUGCCCGAGGUUUGUGGUUGGUACUAAGUGUUGUGUUCUUCUGCCGCAGAUGGCUCGUACAAAGCAAACUGCCCGCAAGUCCACUGGAGGAAAAGCUCCCAGGAAGCAGCUCGCCACCAAGGCUGCCCGUAAGUCUGCCCCUACCACUGGUGGUGUGAAGAAGCCCCAUCGUUACAGACCUGGAACUGUUGCUCUUCGUGAAAUCCGUAAGUACCAGAAGAGCACUGAGCUUCUGAUCAGGAAGCUGCCUUUCCAGAGGCUUGUUCGUGAAAUUGCACAGGACUUUAAGGUAACUAGUAUGCUCAGAAUUCAAUGAGGUUCUUGUUCUCUUGGUAUUUGCUGCGACUGUACUAAUCCUUUAAUAUCGACUAUGUUGUUUUUUGCAGACUGACCUGCGUUUCCAGAGCCAUGCCGUUCUUGCUCUGCAGGAGGCAGCUGAAGCUUACCUUGUUGGGCUGUUUGAGGACACCAAUCUGUGCGCCAUCCAUGCCAAGCGUGUAACCAUCAUGCCCAAGGAUAUCCAGCUGGCCAGGAGGAUCAGGGGCGAGCGUGCUUAAGGAAGAAUUAGAAUGUGAUCUGGUUGACAUCUUCUGGAAUGGGAAGAUGGUUUAAUGGAAUGGUGUAAUUUGUUUGGUUGCUUAAUGGGUGUAGUAAUUGACUGUUGUUUUCCAUCUGUCAUGAUGGGAUUUAGGGUAGAUAGAAAUAGUGUUUCUGCUUUGAGGUAGUUAGACCUUGUUGGAUGAUGGCUUCUGCUAAGUGAUAUGUCUCUAAUGGUGGUGUCCUGUGAUAUUUUGUUGGAGAUUCUGAACCAUUGCCUAUGAUAUAUAGUUUGUUAGACCCUUUGUGAUUCUUAUAUCAAUUUCCGCGUUCUGCUUUA